AUUUAUUAACCAAUAAUAAUACCUCAUACCUUCACUCGUAUAAACAACCCUUUCUUUCUCUCAAAACCUCCCAAACUUUUCCUGCAAUUUUUUCAUAUCUCUAAUUUUCUCUCUCUAUAUUUCGCUUACAAAAUUGUUUGAAAAACCCUAAAGAAGAAAACAGAAUGAGUUACUACAAUCAACAACAACCACCAGUCGGUGUUCCUCCACCUCAAGGUUAUCCACCAGAAGGGUACCCAAAAGAUGCAUAUCCACCAGCAGGGUACCCUGCGCAAGGGUACCCACAAGGUGGGUACCCACCACCAGGUGCAUACCCACAACAGGGAGGGUACCCUCCUCCGCAAUAUGCGCCACAAUAUGCUCAACCUCCUCCUCAGCAACAACAACAGAGUGUUGGUUUUAUGGAAGGAUGUUUGGCUGCUCUUUGUUGUUGCUGCCUGUUGGAUGCCUGCUUUUGAUCGAUAUGAUACAGCAUGCCCCCUCGAAGAUCUGAUUUCAAUGAGCUAAAGAUCAUCGUCGUGAUUAUUGAUUGGAUACACAUAAUAUUCAUGUGGAAUUGGAAGUUUGUUUCGUAUCAUAAUCAUAUGUAGUUAAUUGACUCAAUCCCCUCCCUGAACCAGUCUCAAAUUCUUAUAUCUUAAAUUGUUUUUUCGUAAAUAAUUUGAAUCUUUCAACUCAAAAAAGUUGGUUUGCUUUGAUUGUUUGUGUGGUUUUCCUUGAGAAAUGGUGUAUCGUACAGCAAAGAUUACCAAUUAAAACAACAUCAGUAACGUGUGGCUCUUAUUUUA
This is a messenger RNA of Beta vulgaris subsp. vulgaris (sugar beet), 788 nucleotides long. RefSeq names its product cysteine-rich and transmembrane domain-containing protein WIH2. The coding region runs from base 165 to 458 and encodes 97 amino acids. Lineage: Eukaryota; Viridiplantae; Streptophyta; Magnoliopsida; Caryophyllales; Amaranthaceae. The transcript has 3 exons. The record is from RefSeq and is a predicted model, not a curated record.